Raphanus sativus (radish) is the source of this 1167-nucleotide messenger RNA. RefSeq names its product WPP domain-interacting protein 2. The record is from RefSeq and is a predicted model, not a curated record. Lineage: Eukaryota; Viridiplantae; Streptophyta; Magnoliopsida; Brassicales; Brassicaceae. Bases 248 to 1087 code for a protein of 279 amino acids. The transcript is spliced from 3 exons.
AAAACUAAAAAUACGAAAUGAGAAUUUUGAUCGUCAAAGAUUUUUCCCAGCGAAACUUUCCAGUUUCCACAUUCAAAGGAUAUCAGAGAGAGAUCUGCGAAUCGUACAUUGAAUUAGGGUUUGUCCAUCGUCUUCUCUGGGUCUCUCUGUAAAGGAAGGAGUCACCUUUGGGCUUUGGAAGGGGGUUUGCGUCCUAAUUAAGGGUGCGUCCUUUAGUUUGAGUAGCAGAGAACCUUGCGGAAGAAGUAUGAUGGAUUACGACCAAGAAAAUAGUGAUCACGAGGCACAUGCUUCAACAGAGUCUGUGGAAGAGUCCCCGUCCGAGAUCAAGAACAAUGGUUCCUCAGACAAUACGGAUCCUUUAACUGAGGCCUUCAACAGUUACCACAACUUGCAAGAAGUCCUAGAAAAAGAACUCCACAAGUUCCAAGAGCUUGGGAAAGAAUCUAUAUCAUUACUACAUGGUGGAGCAGAAAGCAGCAGUUGCAUACACUCAGGACCUGACCAAGCCGGUGAAGCAACUUCUUCCCGUUGGUUCCGGUCUGAAAACACGGGUGAGAAGAGAUUAACUCGUCUAGAUUCCGAGGUACUAAACCUGCUUAAGAAUGUAGAGCAUCUGGAGUUCAAACUAGAAGAAACAAAACGUAUUCUCGACGUUAAAGAAUCUCAAAUCCGUGAACUCGAGUCCACCAUAAGCGUUUCAGAGCGAGGAACAGAGAUGGAUAUUGGUAUGGACGACAUUUUCCAGCAAAAGAUAGAGGCAGAGAUCGGAUAUCUUACGUUUUCAAGAUCGGUGGAAAGCCUGAAAAGAAAGAUCAAACUGAUCGAAGAAGAGAAGGCAUUGGCAGAAGAAGCUCAUGAGACGCUGUCAAAGCUUGAAGAAGCAAGAACCAAAGCUGAGAAUCUGAAGACUCAAGCUCGAGAUUUACAAAACCAUUGUGUAGACAUCACAGAGAUCCAAGAAGUGGAGAGUUUCAAGAAGAGAGUAGUUAAGACCACUUCAUGUCUUCUUCUACAGUUAGGCUUGCUGUUUGUGCUGUUUAAUAUCCAGUUCAUGCCAGAGUCUGAGACCGUUGUACCCACAUGAUGUAUUUUGAUUGUUGGAAAUAUGUUUUACUUAUUAAUUUCUUUGUCACUUUUUUCUUCUAAUUAUAUUUACAUAAUACA